UGUGUUCUUCCUUUCCUCUCUGUGGGUGAGCUGAUGUCGGCUAAUGUGCAAGCCCGUGAUAUUAUGGAGUGCCCCGAAUGCAAGGGGAAGACUCAGAUAGUUGUGGACUAUGCACAAGGUUCGGUCAUUUGCCGUAAUUGUGGGUUGAUAUUGGAAAUGUCCUGUAUUGAUGACUCCCAAGAAUGGCGGACAUUUUCGGACAGCAGUGGCCCGGACAGGAACCGCGUGGGUGGCACUACCAACAACAUGCUCCACUCUGGAGGCCUCGGGACUAGUGUCGGAUUUGGUAAUACUAGAUUAGCCCGUACCCACAUGAUAGCCGUUAAUAGUGACAAUGUGGACCGCACGCUGAAUAAAGGGCAUAAGAUACUUAGGGAUAUCAUGGAUGCUCUGGCCUUACCAGACAAUAUAUACACAAGAUGCUGCCAGAUACUAAAGCAAAUGGACGACAAUGGACUGCUGAAGGGGAAGACGAAUUAUCCGUGGCUGUUGGCAGUAACGUAUAUGGCAUGUAGGCAGGAGGGAGCGGGGAGGAGUAUCAAGGAGAUACGUGCUGCACAACCAACUGUCAAGGAUAAGGAGGUAGCAAAGAACUUCUGGCGUUUAGAGAAGAUGCUCCAGAAGGCGUCAGUACAGGAAGCUCGUACAGGAGUAGGGGGAGGAGCGGUAUUAGGAGCUAAAGUGGCGGGGUUGGGAGCAGUGGCUGGGGAUACGUUCAUGCCACGUUAUUGCAAUAGACUGGGUAUACCUGAAUGUGAAAAGGCAGCUGACCAUGUAGCUAUGCAAGCGGGUCGGUACGGUCUCAUUGGUUCUCGCAAUCCUUCUGCUGUAGCCGCUGGGGCUUUGCUAGCUGUUGCUUAUGCCAUGAAUGUCGACAAGAAGCCAUCGUUAGACUCGUUGGCAGCGGUGUCGCAGUGCAGUGUGAAUAUGAUACGGCAGAGUUACCUCACGUUACGGCCGCAUCUUAAUCGUCUAUUACCUGUGGGCUUCGUGGUGAAGAUAGCUGGAGGGUUGGCGGGGAUGCCGGCCUAGACGUAUAUAUACCAUCACUGACUUCCAUCAUUACUCA
Molecule: messenger RNA, 1069 nt
Organism: Perkinsus marinus ATCC 50983
Lineage: Eukaryota; Perkinsozoa; Perkinsida; Perkinsidae
Product: Transcription initiation factor IIB, putative
Exons: 7
Coding region: 34-1032 (332 amino acids)
Biological process (GO): DNA-templated transcription initiation; transcription preinitiation complex assembly
Cellular component (GO): transcription preinitiation complex; nucleus
Molecular function (GO): TBP-class protein binding
Source: RefSeq, a predicted model, not a curated record